Triticum turgidum subsp. durum (durum wheat) is the source of this 2508-nucleotide messenger RNA. Lineage: Eukaryota; Viridiplantae; Streptophyta; Magnoliopsida; Poales; Poaceae. The record is from the annotation of a GenBank genome assembly.
AUGGGUGGUACUACAAAAUAUAUGUCUCCUCAGGCUCUGGGCACUCUCAGUUCCUCGCUUCCCCUGAUGCUUGUGCUCUGCUCCCUUGUCCAUGCAUCAUUAGGUGCUACGUCACUCCGAAAGGAUUCUAGCACCGACUUCCAUGCUCUCCGCUGCCUUAAACUCCAUCUCAGCACUACUGCUGGACCCCUAGCUUCGUGGAAGAACGAUUCACUGCAGUUCUGCGGUUGGUCCGGUGUUACUUGGAGCAAGAGACACGUGUCUCGUGUCGUUGCGCUGGACCUCGAGUCGUUUAAUCUCGAUGGCCAAAUACCUGCUUGCAUUGGCAACCUCACUUUCCUCACAAGAAUGCACGUCCCCAACAAUCAACUCAGUGAUCAAAUUCCACCUGAAAUUGGCCAACUAAAUCGGUUGCGGUACCUUAACCUCAGCUCAAACUAUCUUAGUGGAGUGAUCCCAAGCACUCUGUCUUCAUGCUUUCACCUUCAAAUUGUUGAUCUUGGAAGCAACUCCCUUGAUGGAGUGAUCCCCCAAAGCCUGAGCCAAUGUUCAGAUAUGCGGCAGCUCAACUUGGGUCACAACAAGCUCAGUGGAGGUAUCCCGCAAGGAUUGGGGAUGCUCCGCAACUUCUCAGUUCUACAUCUUGCUACAAAUAGUCUGACGGGCAACAUUCCAACUACACUUGGAAGCAGCUCUUCUCUUCGCUCUGUUGUUCUUGUGAACAAUAGCCUCACUGGACAGAUCCCGCCUCUCCUCGCUAAUAGUUCAUCCCUUCAACUUCUGGACUUAACAAACAAUCGCAUGAGCGGGGAGAUACCUUCUGCGUUGCUUAACAGCAUGUCGCUUCAAAAAUUAUCACUAGGAAUGAACAACUUUGUCGGGUCCAUACCAGCUUUGUCGAACAUUGGCCCACCCUUGCAAUAUCUUAAAUUACAAUCAAACAAUCUUUCUGGCACCAUACCUUCUUCUUUAGGGAUUUUUUCUUCGCUUCGCUACCUCUUGCUUGGAGAUAAUAAUUUCCAUGGUAGAAUCCCAAUGAGUAUAGGCAAUAUUCCGUACCUGAGAGUACUAGAUCUCACUUAUAAUUCUUUGUCUGGGACAGUCCCUGACACUCUUUACAACAUAUCAUCACUUACAUACCUUGGCAUGGGUAUGAACAUACUUGUAGGGGAAAUUCCAUAUAACAUCGGAUAUACCCUUCCAAACAUCCACACUUUGAUCAUGCAAGGAAACAACUUCACAGGACAAAUCCCCAUUUCAAUAGCCAACACAACCAAUCUUCACGUGAUCAACCUCCGCGACAAUUCAUUUCAUGGUAUUGUUCCUUCUUUUGGGACUCUUCCUAGUCUAGUAGAUCUGAAUCUAGGCUGGAACCAACUUCAAGCAGGAGAUUGGUCUUUCUUAUCCUCAUUGACUAAUUGCACACAACUGGAGAAGUUGCGCUUGGAUGCAAACAACCUUGAGGGUGUCUUGCCCAAUUCCAUUGCAGGCCUUUCAAAGAGCUUAGAGUUAUUGUUAUUAAGAUCAAAUAGAAUAUCUGGCACUAUACCUUCGGAGAUACAGUACUUGACAAGCCUCAGACGUCUUUACAUGGAACGAAAUUUGCUUACUGGAAAUCUUCCUGAAUCAGUUGGAAAUCUUUCCAACUUGUUUGUCUUAAGCUUGUCUCAGAACAAACUUUCCGGAUCAAUUCCACUUUCUGUCGGUAAACUGAGUCAACUGAGUGAGCUCUAUUUACAGGAAAAUAAUUUUAGUGGCCCUAUCCCAGGAGCUUUAGCAGGUUGCAAGAAGUUAGAAAAACUAAACCUCUCUUGUAACAGCUUUGAUGGGAGAAUACCAAAGGAGUUGUUUUCUCUUCCCUCCCUUUCCCAGGGUUUGGACUUGUCCCACAACCAACUCUCUGGACAGAUACCUCCGGAGAUUGGCAGCCUGAAAAAUCUUGGGUCACUGAAUAUUUCCCAUAAUCAACUGUCUGGACAAAUACCCCCCACUCUAGGUCAGUGCGUCCAUCUGGAGUCCCUCCACAUGGAGGGUAACCUCUUUCAUGGGAAAAUCCCUCACUCCUUCAUAAGUUUGGGAGGCAUCAUUGAGAUGGAUCUAUCUCAAAACAAUUUAUCAGGUGAAAUCCCUGACAUCUUUAAGUUCUUUAAGUCUAUGAAGCUUCUCAAUUUGUCCUUCAACAAUCUCGAGGGUCCUGUACCAGCAGAUGGAAUAUUUCAGAAUGGAAGAAAGGUUUUUAUUCAAGGGAACAUGAAGUUAUGUACCAGCACGCGAUUGCUACAGGUGCCAUUUUGCAAUGCAGAGGCAUCCAAACAAAGGAAUAGCUCCAGCAUUCUCAAGAUAGUAGGAUUUACAGUUCUUUCUUUGGUCCUGUUAUCAUGCUUUGCAACCAUUAUUUUCAAGAAGAAAAAGAACUUCAAACAAGCAGCUCAUCCAUCCUCCAAAGAGUUGAAGAAGUUCACAUAUGCUAAUUUAAUGAGGGCAACAAAAUGGUUUCUCAUCAGAUAA